CCACAAGGUGGCAGUUUAUACCGUGUAUUCAUUCAAAAUAUCACUCAUAAUGACAAGUAAGAAGAAGAAGAAGAAUACUAUGAGUGCAGCUCCUUCUGGGAAACGCCUCCUGGGGUUGCCUACCUGUGUACACACUAAUGCAGCCCCUACAGAUCGGAACACAAUCAAAUAUGAGUCAGGAACCCCUGCAUUACACCCAGUGCCCCGACACCCACAGCUCCUGCCCUGAAAGGAAAUACUGAGCCGCGGAACGUGUUCUCUGAUGUUCACACACGCCCAUACGCCUGAUGCAAAGCGAGAGGUGUUGGUUUUGCGUAACCGCGGGAACAUUUCGUUUUUGUGUUUCUGCUGAUGAAGACAUGCCUCCACACCCCAUUGUACCCACCGCUGCAGUGCUAAUACAAAUGGUCAUUUUGCACUCAGAAAGGCAAGUGUUAUCCAUGCUAACCAUUUACAACCAUUUAACCCUUUACGUCAAGAAGAAGAGCGCUAACAAACUCAAUUGGAUGGCCAAUCAAUUAACAUGGUCAAGGAUAAGGGUUUAUAAGCAGACCUACUGCUAGCAUUGGAUUGGAUUCCUGGAUUUCUAGGAGUAUUAAUAUUGAUAAUUAAUUAAGGGGAUUCAAGGUUUUUGAUUGAUCUACUGAUUAAUUUAACUAAUGUGAAAUGAUUACCUAACUAUUUCUUACUAGAGCUAAUAACUAUGAAAUACAAAAUUGCAUAUAAUAAUGAGAAGUCCUCUUUGUGAGCCUUCUGUUAAACUGCCUAGGCCAUUCCUAAUGGGCACUCUUUAUGCAAUCAGCAUUGUUGGCAGUAGCCAGGUCAGUGAGGAGGAGCCAAAUCUACAAAGAGGGGGACAUCGCUGUCCCAGCAUAGCCCACAUAGCAGGACAUUGCUGCUCCUACGUGGACUAACAGAGCAGGGCAUUGUUGCCCCAAUGAAGACCCACGUAGCGGGGCAUCACCGAUCCCCAACGGACCAACAGAACUCCCACGGGGACCCAUGGAAAAGGUCGCUGUUAGACCUCAGUCUAACAUCUAAAGAGAGGAACGUAUCAAACUUCAAACUUGCACCAGUCACCAGGGGAAUAAGAGACUGACUGUAAUCAAAAAAGGGGGGGAUAAUAGAGGCUUACAAAACGACAGACAAAGGAACACUGAUCUUGUUCUGAUCCACCAAGCGGAGAACUCCAGACUCACUCUGGCUGGACUGAAGGGACCCAGAGAAGGACAUUCAUUUCCCCCUUGGGGUUUCGAGAAGACCUGCACCCAAAGCUGUCAGGAGAGAGUGGUAGGAGGAUUAAUUGACCCAUGUGGACUUUGGGGCGAUGAAUGCCGUUUGCCCCGUGCUGAUUGGCUGGCUGGCUGUGGCUGUGUGGUUGGGGGUUGGGCAGGUACGAUGUCAGCAGCUGAAGCAGGCCCAGGCACCCCUGCUGCCACACAAGCCCUUCAUCGUGGUGUGGAAUGCCCCCACCGAGUCCUGCCGUCUGCGUUUCAAGGUGGACCUGGACCUCAGCGUCUUUGACAUUGUGGCCAACUUCAACGAGACACUGAGCGGGCCCAACGUCACCAUCUUUUACCACUCCCACCUGGGCUACUACCCCUACUACACCCAAGCCCUGACGCCCAUUAAUGGAGGCCUGCCGCAGAACCAGAGCCUCACCAAGCACCUCAACAAGGCCCGAUCGGACCUCGACAAACUCAUCCCCUUUAAGGACUUCAAGGGCCUGGGAGUGAUCGACUGGGAGAACUGGCGGCCGCAGUGGGUACGCAACUGGGGCCCCAAGGACAUCUAUCGGAACAAGUCCAAAGAGCUGAUGAGGAAGGUCCACCCCACCUGGCCCGACAGCAAGGUGGAGAAGGAGGCCAAGGAGCUGUUUGAGAGGGCGGGCCAGGCCUUCAUGAACUCCACCCUGCUGCUGGCGGAGAGCCGGAGGCCCCACGGCCUCUGGGGCUUCUACCUGUUCCCCGACUGCUACAACUACGGCUACAAGCAGCACCCGCACAAGUACACGGGCGAGUGCCCCAACGUGGAGCACGUGCGCAACGACCACCUGAUGUGGCUGUGGAAGGAGAGCACGGCUCUCUACCCCUCCAUCUACCUGGACUACGAACUGAAGUCGACGCCCAACACCGUCAAGUUCGUCCACUACCGCGUGAAGGAGGCCAUGAGGAUCGCGUCCAUCGCCCGCAGUGACUUCGCGCUGCCCGUUUUUGUCUACUCCAGGCCUUUCUAUGCCUAUACCUUCCACGUCCUCUCAGAGAGGGACCUAGUUCACACCAUUGGUGAGAGCGCCGCCCUGGGGGCAGCGGGGGUAGUGCUGUGGGGGUCUUCGGAAUACGCCCGCUCUCAGAGGAACUGUCUGGCAGUGAAGAAGUACAUCGAUGGACCCCUGGGCCAUUACGUCAUCAACGUGACAUCAGCGGCCAAGCUGUGCAGCAAGGCGCUGUGCAAGAAGAACGGGAAGUGCGUGCGGAAGAGCCUGGAGUCCGGGGCCUACCUGCACCUCAACCCCCGCUUCUUCCGCAUCCGCAGCAACCUGGGCCCCCAGGGGCCCCGCUUCCACGUCAGCGGGCACCUCAACAACGACGACAUCCUGGACAUGAAGCACAAGUUCACCUGCCAGUGCUACCAGGGCUGGACGGGCAUCUUCUGCGAGAUGCCCGAGGCCCCGCCCUUGCCCCCGCGGCCCCAGGACAGCCUCCUGACUGACAUCCUGGUCAUCCUGUCCAUUCACUUCUCCUGCCUGUCCGUCAUCACCUUCCUUGGCCUCUGCCUCAUCAUCAAAUGCUUGAUUCUGUAGGGGAGGGUACAUGGCUUGAGUAAACAUCUUGCAUUAUAGUGUAGAAUCCAAUAAGGCAUUAUUAUUGUCAUAGCCACCAACAUCACUCAGCUAAAGGGCUCUUUUUGACUAUAGAGUUACUAUUGGAGUAGCAAGUUUUCAUAACGUCCUUAAACUUUUUGAAGUUAUAAAGCACUUUAUCCACCUGGAAAACACUGUAGACACGUUUGGUAAUAACUUUAAUAUAAAUUAUCCAAAUUUUCCCUCCCUUCUAGCUAGCCAUGGCCGGAAAUAAAUAGCAAAAAACAAUAUAAUUUUGGUGUUGUUUCUUUCAAGAAUAUAUUUCAUGACUAAGCAUGGCCGUUUUUAACUACUGCCACCUACUGCAGUACAUGGUAAGUACAUAUGGUUACAGUACCACAUUUUGAUGGUGCAACAUUUAAGCAUGUGAGUCAACUAGGUACCAGCCUUAAUGGUUUAAGUUUUAUUAAAUUUUUUGUCUGUUUUCUUGGACCUAACAUACAGUAUAAAUCAUAUAAAAUAGUUGCAUACUCUGACUGACCGCCCUUAAGAAUGGGUAUGUCAACAAAUGAGAAAGCCACAUGUGCAGUUAGCAGGGCUGGCGUGAACACAUUCUUCCAAAUAAUAUUCCAAGUUGUGUGCCCUCAGAUUUGAGUCAUAAAGUUGAGCAGGUCAAGCAAAUAUUACAACAGGACCUACACCAGUAAUAAUAAUAAAUGUAAUUGUAUAUGUAUAAAGAAGAGUGGAACGUCGUGUUGACUAGCUUUGUCAUCGCGGAUCCUAACAAGCUCUUUGUUUCUCAUCAGUCGCCACACACACACACACACACACACACACACACACAAUUUAAUUACAAUAAUUACUCAAUGUGAUUUGUUGGGGGACUGUUAUGACACCGUGCGCGGACUGUGUGCCCGUCGAAGGAGAAAACAGAA
Molecule: messenger RNA, 3738 nt
Organism: Anguilla rostrata (American eel)
Lineage: Eukaryota; Metazoa; Chordata; Actinopteri; Anguilliformes; Anguillidae
Gene: hyal6
Product: hyaluronoglucosaminidase 6
Exons: 5
Coding region: 1328-2803 (491 amino acids)
Biological process (GO): hyaluronan catabolic process; carbohydrate metabolic process
Cellular component (GO): cytoplasmic vesicle
Molecular function (GO): hyalurononglucosaminidase activity
Source: RefSeq, a predicted model, not a curated record